AUGGCGCCGGCGACUGCGACGGCGACGGCGACUACCGGCUUCGCUAUAUCGUCCUAUUCGCUUCCACGCCGUCAUACUCCGCCGCUCACUGGUCUUCCCAACUCCAAGAGAUUGUUUCUGGUUAACUUUAAAUGCCAGCUGGAGAGCAGUCAGAGGAGUACCUGUCCACCUGAAUCUGAAACGGCGUCGUAUCUGCCUUCGUCUCAAGGGUCGUCUUCUACCUCCGCUGUUGAUGAAGGUGAGCUAAGCAUUUCAGCAUACAAAUGGUGUGCUGCUCUUGGAGGCAUCGGAUUUAUGGAGACAGCAGACAUGGCGUACCUGAAGCUCUCCGGUUCAGACAUCUUGUGCACCAUGGGAGGUGGCGAUUGCUCCUCCAUUCUCAAUAGUGAAUUCUCCUCCCUUUUCGGUGUUCCUCUUCCAUUAUUCGGUAUGGCUGCAUAUGGAAUAGUCUCAAUGCUUUCCCUACAAUUACAACUCAGUCACAAGAAAAGGGCAUUUGACUUUGAGGUCAUUGACAGUGAACUGAUCUUAAUUGGAACAACUACCUCAAUGGCAUUUGCCAGUGCCUACUUUCUGUAUAUUAUGAGCACGGAAUUUGUUGGGAAGCCAUGUUUAUAUUGUUUGGCAUCAGCAACGCUAUCCAUCAGUCUGUUCUUUAUCACCCUAAAGAGUCUGGGGUUAGGCAAAAUUCAAAAAGUAUUGGGUUCACAGUUAUGCAUAGCUAGUUUGGCUGUUAUUGCCUUGACUGGAUCAUUUGAUUCCAUGCAACUUGUCCCAUCAAGCCUAGCAGCUACAGAGAUGCCAUUUGUUGAAACAAAAAUUACUCAAGAGUCCAAUGCUUUGGCCCUUUCUCUUGCAAAGCAUCUACGCUCAAUUGGAGCAAAACUGUACGGGGCUUUCUGGUGUUCUCAUUGUGUGCAUCAAAAACAGUUGUUUGGUCAUGAAGCGUCAGAACUGUUGGACUAUGUAGAGUGCUUUCCUGAUGGAGUAGGAGAAGGAGCUGAUAUGGCUAAAGCAUGUUAUGAUGUUAAUCUUGAAGGUUUCCCAACGUGGGUGAUAAAUGGUCAGGUUUUGAGUGGAGAGAAGCAGCUCCCAGAGCUUGCUAGAUUAUCCGGGAUCAAACUUGAAGAUUUGAAUCAAUAA
This is a messenger RNA of Striga hermonthica, 1143 nucleotides long. NCBI's taxonomy places the organism in Eukaryota, Viridiplantae, Streptophyta, Magnoliopsida, Lamiales, Orobanchaceae. The record is from the annotation of a GenBank genome assembly.